AUGGCACAGCCCGCCCAGUACCCAGGAGGCAAAGAACUUGUAACUUUCGGCGAGGUGACCGGUGACGCCCGAGCGGAGUACUUUGCCCGAUACACCAGUGCGUCCCUGGGGAAAGUCAAAAAUCUCUACAUGAGAUGGGCGCGCCUCGGUCAUGCCAUGAGCCCGCAAUGUCAACAACUCAAUCGGUUGUUUUCUCAAUGCGUCGAUGGAAACCACAUCCGGAUUCCUGACGACCUCAAGGAAUUCACGAAGUUAGAGGAUCCGUCUGAACCUAAACAUACCGUCGCUCCCUUCAUCUUGGAUGUUCUGCAUGAUGCUUGCACCCAGCUCAUUCUUCAGGCUGACAACACACGACCCAACGACUGCGAUGAGGUCGACGUGAUGGAGCUCUUCCUCGCACGAGACAAGAUGGCGAUGUCUGAAUUCGAAUUACUGCAUCUUCUACUGCGCUGGUGUAAGCAUAGCGGUGAAGACAUCCUCGAAUACAGUCACCAUCUCGAUUUCAGUGCUUUGAGCGAUGAGCAGCAAAUAUGGGUUCUUAGCUGCCUUCCACCGUCUGCAACUGCGCCGAGUUUGGUACGGAACGGGCUUCUCCAGUCAGAACUCGUCACGCCUGACGAGGUGAGCAAGUUUCGCUUAGAUCAGCCGCACCUGCACUGGAAGCCGGUCUUCAGAUCGUCCACCGACCGUAUGCAAAGAUUCUUGCCUACCGUCUCUCAGGCCUUGGAAAUCUUCCACAAGAAACUCUUCAUCUUGACGGUGGAUGAACGUCUGAGCGUUGCGAUAUACGUACCAAAAAAGAUUGAAAGAGCAAGCGAAGUUCAAGUCGACACCGGCGUCGUAGUCUUCGCUUUCCCCCACUCACAAGGCCUACAUUCACCAAACUACAAAAUGCUACCAACCAAGGCUGACGAUUCGCUCUACCGAAAUGAGAAAAACAAAGGAGACAAACGCAGAGCACGCGAGACUACUGUGCGCGACGGAGUCAACUUUGACUGCAAAGCUAGCAUUGCUUUGGACAAAGUUGGUCGAGGACUUCAGCAGCAUAUCGGCAAGGUGCAGCAAAAUGGGGUAUUGGGUGCGGAAAUAUAUGUCAUCAGCAACAGAGACAUCAACUCAAUGCGGGUGCUUGACGAGUGGCUUACCUUCGUCGACACUGAUGAAGUCUUACCGCUAUUUGAGAAACCGAACAAGAACUACGAUAUUCCCAGAUUGAGUUCUAAAGACUGGGCAGACUACCCCGAGACAGUAGUUGCCGUGGUUCGCGACAAAGACUUUGCUCACCUCCAAGAACUGAAGUCUGUGUUAGACCUGUCGACCAUCCUUGGUUUGCUCAACGACCAUGGUGAAAAGAAGAUGCUUUUGGACACGUUCUCGCAUGUUCUUGCUUUUGAAGCAAGCUCCGCCCUCUCGCUAGACCGGACGAUCGUAGCGUCGACUCUCCUCGACUUCCUACCGAAUGCGGUGUACCUGAUACCCGCAUUCUUCCACUCUCAAACGUGGGAGACUCACAAGUCCUCGUUGGACGAACACCUUAUCCAUAUGGCCUUUAGUCUACUGAGACAUCUCGUCCUUUUGUCGGAGGACAUGGGUACUUUCAUCCGGCGUCCAAUCCAAAUCCUGUUGCAAGAACUGAAGUGCAUCUCGUUGAGAGAGUUCGCCGACAUCGUGGAGCUCAUUUCGCUUACGGUCCGCUCUUCCGAAACGGCCUUGGAUCUUCUUCUUGGGGUGUUAGAGCCUGAAAGCUCGCGGCUUCUGGUAGGACGGCCGACUGCAAUUCGGCAAUUCACGUCAUCGUUGUUCGGCAUCGCGCUUGACCAUGUAGAUGAAGCGUCUAGUGCUCGCGAGCAAAAGUCGCGAGAGUUUCUCGAGCUGCGCCUGGAUGGCCAUAGCGACGGCUGCGCAAUGGUCAAGGGCACACUUCGUAUCGAUUCUUCCUUGAAUGGAUUGCUCAAAGCUGGCGAUCACGUUCGUCUUACAGCAUCCGAUCCACCGCAGAAUGAUGUUAUCGCAAGGCUCUUCUCGAUGGAUGCUGUUGUGUCAUCAGCUGAACCAGGCAAGGUUGCAUUUCGGUGUCUUCAUCAUCCGCCGUCGUACCUUGGCAAGUGCGCCUGGAGUGUUACGCAGUGUGGAUCUUUUGUUACAAGCAAGACCUCUUUCGACGCUGUAACUGCUUUCUACACCGAGCGCGAAACCUGUAGUGCCAUCUACGCGAUGCUUCUCGGUCUUCCUCCGUCAAAACAAGAUAAGUCGAUUGGCAUCGAGCUACCGGUGACCGUCGCCCCAUCACUGAACGGAAGUCAGAACGCAGCGCUCGCUGCUUCGAUGAAACAUUCAUUGACGUUCAUCUGGGGCCCUCCGGGUACAGGAAAGACUCAUACAAUUGUCGUCAUUAUUACCCAGCUGCUGGAAAAACUACCCAAAUUACGAUUCCUCGUUACUGCGCCAACGCAUAAUGCAGUGGAUAACAUGCUGAGGAGGUUCGUGGCCUACCCUGAAGCGAAGAAUGGUGGCAUUGUCCCUGUUCGGGUAUCGACGCAGCUUUCCAAAGUCGCUCAGGACUUACCUCGGCGUAAGGCGCAGAAGAGGAUCAGAGAGGCCCGUCUCGUGUUUACUACGUGCACUGGAGCUGCGUUAGGUUUGCUUCGUAACGAGGCUUUCGAUGUCGUUAUCAUUGACGAAGCCUCACAGCUUACUGAGCCCGCAACCCUGGUGCCUCUUGUCAAAGGGUGUUCGCUUGCGAUAUUAGUUGGAGACCAUGUCCAGCUUCGCGCGACGGUUCAACAAACUGCUGUGGUAACCGGUUAUGACGUCUCACUCUUUGAACGCCAUUAUAAUCUAGCACCAAGAGAAGGCGUCGCAAAAGUCAUGCUCGACAUGCAAUAUCGCAUGCACCGCUCCAUCUGCGAUUUCAGCUCCUCCGAGUUCUACGACAGUAAACUCCAUACUGCUGUAGCUGACAACGCGCGUCCACUGCCUCCCUCGCUCUUUCCCUGGCCCAAGACAAAUCGUAUGGUUUGGGUUGAAUGCGCUGCACCUGAAGACCUUUUCCAGCAAUCCAAGUCGAAUGCUGGCCAAGGCGACGUCUGCAAACGUAUCAUCCAGCUUCUGAAGGCAUCACCGGCAUCUAGUGGCUCGACUGCAAUCCCAAAGGACUCCAUCGAAACCCCUACUAUCGCAAUAUUGACACCGUACACUCGUCAGAAGACUCUGCUUACAACAACAAUUCCGAAUGCUGAAGUCUACUCCGUCGAUAGCUUCCAGGGUCGUGAGGCUGACGUCGUCGUGUUUGUAACCGUUCGGUGCAACGCUCAUUACGCUUUGGGAUUUCUGGAUGACAUGCGACGGCUGAAUGUGGUCAUGACAAGGGCGAAAGCUGGUGUUGUGUUGGUUGGGCACAAAAACACGUUGACAGGUGUAGGGGCAGCGGAGACUGUAGACGAUAGCAAGCUGGUUUGGAGGAGAUUACUAGAGCGGUGCGAGGUUGUGGAGUUGCCAGCUCAGGCCGAGGACAGUGGUUCCACUCACUGA
Alternaria metachromatica is the source of this 3531-nucleotide messenger RNA. RefSeq lists its product as uncharacterized. Gene Ontology annotation, molecular function: helicase activity. The record is from RefSeq and is a predicted model, not a curated record. Bases 1 to 3531 code for a protein of 1176 amino acids. Lineage: Eukaryota; Fungi; Ascomycota; Dothideomycetes; Pleosporales; Pleosporaceae. The transcript has 5 exons.